Messenger RNA from Melopsittacus undulatus (budgerigar), 570 nucleotides. RefSeq names its product splicing factor 3B subunit 3-like. The record is from RefSeq and is a predicted model, not a curated record. Lineage: Eukaryota; Metazoa; Chordata; Aves; Psittaciformes; Psittaculidae. The transcript has 4 exons. Gene Ontology annotation, cellular component: U2 snRNP; nucleus. Bases 1 to 570 code for a protein of 189 amino acids. Gene Ontology annotation, molecular function: protein binding; U2 snRNA binding. Gene Ontology annotation, biological process: mRNA splicing, via spliceosome.
AUGUUUCUCUACAACCUGAUGUUGCAGUGUGCUACUGGCAUUAGCUAUGCUAUCCAUGGCAAUUUCUCAGGAACCAAACAACAAGAAAUUGUUGUUUCCCGUGGCAAGAUCCUGGAGUUAUUGCGCCCUGAUCCUAACACAGGGAAGGUUCACACCCUGAUAACUGUGGAAAUGUUUGGAGUCAUUUGCUCCCUCAUGGCCUUCAGGCUGACAGGUGGCACCAAAGACUAUAUCGUUGUAGGCAGUGAUUCGGGGUUGAUUGUUAUUCUGGAGUACCAGCCCUCAAAGAACGUGUUUGAGAAGAUUCAUCAGGAAACCUUUGGCAAGAGUGGAUGUCGCAGAAUCGUUCCAGGCCAGUAUUUGGCUGUAGACCCAAAGGGCCGUGCAGUCAUGAUCAGUGCUAUUGAAAAGCAGAAGUUGGUGUAUAUCUUGAACAGAGAUGCUGCUGCUCGUCUCACCAUUUCCUCCCCGCUGGAAGCCCACAAGGCAAAUACCUUGGUCUAUCAUGUGGUGGGAGUUGAUGUGGGAUUUGAAAACCCAAUGUUUGCUUGUCUGGAAAUGGAUUAUUAG